CGUACACAGGGUAGAAAGAAACAAUGGCUAGCAACAUACAAUACGAUUGCGCAAAUUGUGCUAAAUCCUUUGACUCUAGCAAAAAGUUGCUUCAACACGAUAGUCGGGUACACGGACCCACGAGUCACCAGUGCAUUCUGUGCAAAAGAAUAUUCAAAAGGUUAGAUGCUCUCAGGAGACACCAGGCUACAUGCCCGGGAAUCGGAAAUGAAGAAGAGGAUAACUUCCCCAUUACACCAGUGGCAUCAACCAGCAAAAACGAGAAUGACAUUGGGUUAAAACGAAAAAAUCUGGAUAGUGUUAACAAACAGUUUAAAUUCAAAAAAAAUAAACUAAGCUUAAAAAAGGGAACAAUGAAAACAACAUCUAGCCCAUCAACAGAUUUGAACUAUGUCCGCAAAUCCGUGAUAGAACCCCCUACAAUAUCCAAAACACAAACUGUGGGACCGUCGGUGGCCGACACGUCGCAACAGCAACCCGUACUUUGGAAUCAAACAAAAAACUUCCAGAGAUCUGUACCGGGUCCCGCGGUAAAUCAAGUAUCCAAAGCACAAACUGUGGGACCGUCGGUGGCCGACACGUUCCAACAGCAACCCGUACUUUGGAAUCAAACAAAAAACUUCCAGAGAUCUGUACCGGGACCCGCGGUAAAUCAAGUAUCCAAAGCACAAACUGUGGGACCGUCGAUGGCCGACACGUCGCAACAGCAAUCCGUUCUCUGGAACCAAUCAAAAAACUUCCAGAGAUCUGUGCCGGGACCCGCGAUAAAUCAAGUAUCCAAAGCACAAACUGUGGCACCGUCGAUGGCCAAUACGUCGCAGCAGCCACCCGCACUCUCGAACCAAACAAUCAACUUCCGAAAUUCUGUGUCGGGACAUGGACAUGUGGCCGAUUCAAUUAAGCGAGGGGUUGCUAUUUCAGCUAAUGCAGAUACUAGUACUUCAACGGGCUCUGUUCGCAGUAACAAUAAGCACCCUACUCCCUUCAAUAAUGGUGAUGAGAAUGAAUUUUUGGAUUUGUUCUCAGCAUCAGAUGUUGAGAGGAACUCGAUUCUAAAGGAUUUGAAAUCCUCUAUGGGAGUGCAAGUGGAAUUGCUCAAACAAAUGAUUACAAAUCAGAAUCAACUAACAGAACAAUUGGUGAACAACACACACACAAAUAGGAAGAGAAAAGAAUCAAAGCUAAACCCCAAUCACCCACCACCUCCAGAAAAGCGAGCGCGAUCAAUAUCAUUCACGCUCGAAGAACAAGAUGAUAUUGAUAGGGAUUUAAUCGAGAUGGCUGAACUCACAGAGGCGGAUUACGAUGAAAUCUCAGAGAGUGCCUGGGAUAAUGUUUUCAAUACACCAAGUGCAAACAUAUACCUGCCGAGCGAAAGACUGUAGAUCUCAGUUUAAUAACAGGAGAGACUUGCACCGUCACCGAAUGGAACAUCAUUUCCAGAUUGGUGGUGCAAUUAAGUCACCGCCAUGGGGAGAGGAUGACAGCAACAAUGAAGAUGAUGAUAAUGAUGAUAUCCGGGCACCUUGGAUGAAUAAUGAUGGAUCAAUUAACGAAGACCUCAAAAGGGAAUAUAUGGUGAAUAAAAAACUUAUUUUAGCUGAUGAUAAAGUAAAUGAUUUGGUAUCCAUUUAUAAUUUCCCCACCGCAUCCAACAUUUCUGCCAACGACCUUGUGGACUAUUUUCAUAGCGUAUACGAUCAACAAAGUUCAGCUUUUAAAUUCAAUAUAUCGGUAUCAAUGAUUCUAGAAAAUAUAGAGACAGAUCGGUUUCGGUAUUUUGCGGCUGGACCAAAUAAUUUUCAAUUUGAAACUCCGCUGCUUGUCUCAAAUAUUCACGAGUUGCAAUUAGCAUCAGAUGAGAUUAAACGACUUACAAUCGAAAACUUUACAUUACCCUUGCGCGAAGAUACAAAAUGG
Molecule: messenger RNA, 1920 nt
Organism: Owenia fusiformis
Lineage: Eukaryota; Metazoa; Annelida; Polychaeta; Sabellida; Oweniidae
Source: the annotation of a GenBank genome assembly